AUCAUGCCAAAAGCUCAGCCUCACUGAACAUUGUGUGUAGACAUUCUGCCCAGCUUCUCUUAUAUUUUACUUCAAUUCGUGGUGGCAAUAUGUCUUUCUUCGAGGAAAGUGACUAUGAAAAGAAACGAAAUAUUGCAAUUGCAACAAACCAGGAGAUGUUCGCCAGCCUUUUUCCUGAAGGAGUUCGAUCUUUGUACCCGCCACCACUAACUCCUUCGCAGCCUUCGAUCAAGAAGAACAAUGUGGAGCGUAGACAAUCCAAAGUUCCAUUACCCAGAAGACGACUUCCUAAACGUCAGUGUAGAUCCUUCGUCGGAAAAUAUGACUCAGAGAAAGGUGACGACGAAGAAGACAUUGAGGAAGAAGAUGUUCGCUCUCCAAACACUCUUAAAAUUAAGUUGUGGCCUUCGCGCAAGUCCAAGUUGCCAAGUUCAUCUGGAAGCGAGGAUUCAGACAAUUCACCGAAGCGAAAGCGACCGGCUCCAAAACGACCACCCAUGCUUCCUGUCGAAAUUACCGAAGACGAUUUAAUUCUGGUGGCAGAACGUGUGUGUGACAAAAAUUAUGAUCAGACGAAUGGAACCUCGUGUCAUCAGUGCCGUCAAAAAACGGACGAUUUAAAGACAGUAUGUCGUAGCUUGAGUUGUAUUGGAAUACGCGGGCAAUUCUGCGGACCUUGCCUCAAGAAUCGGUACGGGGAAGACGCUAAGAAAGCCCUGAUGGAUCUUAAGUGGCAGUGCCCUCCGUGUCGCGGAAUUUGCAACUGUAGCUUUUGUAUGAAGAAACGAGGUCGAAGAUGCACUGGUAUCAUGAUCCAUCUAGCCAGAGAGCGCGGAUUCAAAGAUGUGAAGUCCUUCUUAGGUGAUUGACAUUGACUAAGCGAUUAACUUAAAUAUUCAGAUUAGCUAUUUUUCGAUUUACAGUGAAAUUUUUGUCUGGAAGAUUCCUUUCUACUUUUAACUGAACUGAUUGCUACAAAUUUCGUUUGCAUUGAAUUUAUUUUCUGAGAAAUUGGAGGCUGAGAAUUAAAAUUAUUAGUGUGUAAAUCAAUCUCCCUGGAUGAUACGCUCGAUAUUUCUGCGAGAACUUACCAGUACUAUUCAUUUUUAACUAUGAUAUAUUUUAUAUACGAUAUAGCAAACUUGAUUUUUUAAUUUACAUUUAUCUACGCAUUGGACAUAGCAGUAUAAAGUCAAGAAUUGCUUGUGUUGGAAAUUAUUCUUACCCAGUUUACGAAGUGAAUACAUAGCCAUUGUUAACUGUAAGACUAGAUGUCUAGUGCAUGGUUAAAGUACGUUUCUUAGUUUUAUGGCUAUUGCAUAAAACUGUGCCAAAGGAGCACUUGAGUGUGCACUUGUUGUGUUUGUAGACUUCUCUCAUUCUCAACAAAAACAAAUAGAAGCUCACUGGCCUUUAUUGAUUGUAAUUUGAAAUUUAGGAAAUGGUUAGAUCACUCAGGUUGUCAUUAAACUU
Molecule: messenger RNA, 1473 nt
Organism: Pocillopora verrucosa
Lineage: Eukaryota; Metazoa; Cnidaria; Anthozoa; Scleractinia; Pocilloporidae
Product: cell division cycle-associated protein 7
Biological process (GO): regulation of DNA-templated transcription
Cellular component (GO): nucleus
Source: RefSeq, a predicted model, not a curated record